GGAAGCCUGGCUAAUGCAUUUAGAAGUGAAACUCGGUCAAGUAAAUAGCUGUGUCAAAAGCUGUGUUUUAGAAUCGUAUGACAACUUAAGAUGAGUUUUGAUUGAAGGCCUACUCUUGAAGGAUCUAUAUCACUCAUCAACGCACUGUACAUUUCAGCCAUGGAGCAACCUGCGCCCAAAGGCAAACUGAAGAAGCUAAGCGAGGACAGUCUAACCAAGCAGCCAGAGGAAGUCUUCGAUGUCUUGGAAAAGCUUGGAGAGGGGUCGUAUGGCAGCGUGUUCAAGGCGAUCCACAAGGAGUCGGGGCAGGUGGUGGCCAUCAAACAGGUGCCAGUGGAGUCAGACCUGCAGGAGAUCAUCAAGGAGAUCUCCAUCAUGCAGCAGUGUGACAGCCCGUACGUAGUGAAAUACUAUGGCAGCUAUUUCAAGAACACAGACCUGUGGAUCGUCAUGGAGUACUGCGGAGCUGGCUCUGUUUCAGACAUCAUCAGGCUGCGCAACAAGACGCUCACGGAGGACGAGAUUGCCACCAUCCUCAAGUCGACCCUGAAGGGGCUGGAGUACCUGCACUUCAUGAGGAAGAUCCACCGCGACAUCAAGGCCGGAAACAUCCUACUCAACACGGAGGGUCACGCCAAACUGGCCGACUUUGGAGUGGCCGGACAGCUCACUGACACCAUGGCCAAGAGAAACACUGUGAUUGGCACUCCGUUCUGGAUGGCCCCCGAGGUGAUCCAGGAGAUCGGCUACAACUGUGUGGCGGACAUCUGGUCUCUGGGCAUCACGGCUAUCGAGAUGGCGGAGGGCAAGCCACCCUACGCAGACAUCCACCCCAUGAGGGCAAUUUUCAUGAUCCCGACCAAUCCUCCUCCGGCGUUCCGCAAGCCGGAGCUGUGGACGGAUGACUUUACGGACUUUGUCAAAAAGUGCCUGGUGAAGAACCCGGAGCACAGAGCCACGGCCACACAACUCCUGCAGCAUCCCUUCAUCACCAAUGCCAAGGCGGUGAGCAUCCUGCGCGACCUGAUAACAGAGGCCAUGGACAUGAAGGCCAAGAGGCAGCAGGAGCAGCAGAGGGAGAUGGAGGAGGACGAGGACAACUCGGAGGAGGAGGUGGAGGUGGACUCCCACACCAUGGUCAAGACUGGCUCGGAGGGAGCGGGCACCAUGCGUGCCAGCGGGACCAUGAGCGACGGGGCGCAGACCAUGAUCGAGCACGGCAGCACCAUGCUAGAGUCGGACCUGGGCACCAUGGUCAUCAACAGUGAUGACGAGGAGGAGGAAGAGGACGUGGGCUCCAUGAGGAGGAACGCCACCAACCAGCCAGCGCAGCGGCCGUCCUUCAUGGACUACUUUGACAAGCAGGACUCCAACAAGGCCCAGGAGAGCUACAACCACGGCCAGCAGGAGCAGUACCUCAUCCCCAAGACGUCCUUCCCUGAGAGCUGGAAGGUGCCGCAGGACGGAGACUUCGAUUUCUUGAAGAACCUGGACUAUGAGGAGCUCCAGAUGCGUCUGAGUGCGCUGGACCCCAUGAUGGAGCGCGAGAUCGAGGAGCUGAGGCAGCGCUACACCGCCAAACGCCAGCCCAUACUCGACGCCAUGGACGCCAAGAAGCGGCGCCAGCAGAACUUCUGAGCCGUACACACACACACACACACACACACACACUGAGGAAGAAGAAUGAUCGCACACAUACAUACACAAUGAGAAGGAGGAAGAUCGAACACACGCACACACACACACACCAAGGAGAAAGAACGCCCACACACACACAGAUACGCUCACAUAUAUCAGGAGGAAUAACAGCUGAUUCAAUGCACCAAUCAUCGCACAUCAGGCUGACAAGCUGUGACAAACUGGUUUAUCUAUCCCAGAGGUAGUCGCACAAACAAUAGCAAAGCAGCCCAUUUAGUUCCUUAAAAUAAAACCAUGGGCUGUUGUCCAAGUGUAGUCAUUCACCCAAAGUAUGUUCACCAAGAAUGAGAUGUAAAUCUUCUAAUACAGGAACCCCACGGUUCUAUAGACCCUUAUGUUAUGAAAUGUACCUCUUUGAGCUCGGUUAGCCGCAAAACCACCAUGUUGGAAAUUGGCCCCUAACGAUCACAGGGGGACAGUGCGCUCAGCCCUCCUACCCGAAACGGUGGCUAUCGUGGGACUAUAUCAUCUGUGACUGACUAUUUCAAGUCAUUUUUUUUCUUUCUUUUGCAAGAUCACUUUAUGAAAAUAAUGUUGUAUAUCAUUGAUGUAAUUUUGCUGUGAUGAUACCUUUAUGAUAUUAUUAACUACAUACUAUUCAGAGAAUCCAUUUUAGAUCAUGUCCGACAAUAGCAAUACCCAAUUUCUCCUCCUAUCCACACCAGUAAGCUACGGCCAUACCCGCCUCUAUUUGAUCACUCAGGCUCAAGUUAAAAUAGGUCUAUCUUAAGCUCGCAACCGGCAACAUUGCAUCGCUUGUACUGUUUUCGCAGUCUCGGGCUUCACGUAGCUCGAAGAUGCACAUUCAGCGUACAGUUCAUUCAGCAUAAACUCCCAAGCCCGACCUAUGCUUGUGGCAGUGCGCUUCGCUGACGCCCCGCCUCUGAGGAGGAAACGAAAGCGUUUCCCCACUGUAAGCCUAGCCACGACAACUUUUGGGUGACUUUUCCUCAUUCAACAUCCUGAUUGCAAAUGAGAAAAUGACAAUUGAAUUGCGCUUUUGAAAGAUAUUAAAUUAAACUCGUCAAUGACGUCUUGCCAUGUCAUCACGCGGCCACAAGCACAAGGGAGGAUGGGAGUUCGCAUAAUAGAAAGAACCCUCAAUUGACUGAUCUUGCUCAGUGAUUAGCGAGUAGCGACGUGUGUGUGACGCAGCUUAAAAACUGACAAAUGAAGGAAAGUCUUUUUUUUAUCAUUAUUUCACGUACCGACAAUUAGUAUGUUACUGCAUGGGGGAAAGGGAAAUUCGGAACGUAGAAGAAGAUGAUGAGAAGAAGAAAAGGAAAAAAAGUAAAUUCCAAGUAUAUUUUUAACCACUGAUGGAAUUUGUGGGGAAAAUAAUUUCUCAACCAAAGACAAUCACAUGAAGAGAAUGCCUUAGAAUGUUGUUAUUUUUUUCCUGGUGCCGUUGCAUUGCUGCGUCGGCAAAGAAAAAGAGUAAAUACUGUAUAUAUUAUUAGUGUUCUGAACCACUCAACGUCACAUUUGUUUUAAUUAUUGUUUUUAAAGACACAUGGUUUUUACUCCAUAUUUACUCCACUAUUUGGCUCUGUUUAAAAGCGCACUGAUAGAUAUACCUAGCCUGGCUAUUACCAGCCUGAAUAUCUUAAUUCCUAGGCUAAGAAAUUCCCCUUCUAGUCCAUCUCUGUUUACUUCUUGGUGAAUGUGAAUUGAUUUUUUUUUUCACCCUUUUCAUUUCUUUUAUUUUAUUCCCUAAAUGAUUUUUCGUUUUAAUGAUGGUUUGCAGUGAGGGUCGUUUGCGGCAGAAUGUUUUCAAUCAGACUAUUCUCUCUGCUUUUAUCAUUUGCAGUGUGUAACCAAGUAGCCCCCAUGCUUCAGCGCCCCCAGUUUUGUUCUGUCUCUCUUGUUGUGCUCUGCUCGACUCUGGGAUGCCAUGAAUUGAACUCAGGGGCCCUUUGAAUACGAUUGCCACGUCUGCUAGUUAUGGCCCAAGUUACCUUACUCUCAAUAGUACUUUAUUCAGAACUUUGAGCAGAACAGAGCUUUUGUAACUUUUAUGUCUUUUCUGCUAACUUCACUUUUGGUGAAACGCUACCAAGUGCACAGCCUAGGCAUGCAAGUUUUUGGUCAAAUGUGAAAUGUUAUGAUGAAAUGUUAAUGGGGGACUGUGGUGUUUGAUUUCGUUAUGUCUAGGGACCAGAGUGUGUGUUUAGUCUUCUUUACAUCUUAGCCAAGGACAGGAGCCUAACACCCACAGAUAAUAUGCAGAGUGUUGACUUCUUUCUUUCUUUCUUUCUUUCUUUCUUUCUUUCUUUCUUUCUUUCUUUCUUUCUUUCUUUCUUUCUUUCUGUGUACCUGUCUGUCUCCCUCUAUCUUAAUAGGCCUACUUCUCUUUUUGACUGUCAAAAGAGUCAUUUUUGAAGGAUGGUGGUGAUUGUUAUUUUGUCAGACAGCGUUAAAUGUAAGACCAUACCUGAGUUUAAAACUACAGGACCCUACCAUGACCAAGUUUUAGUUGCACACUUUGCUUUCCUUUUCCUUUUCUGCUUUGGUGCUGCUGAAUGUUAGCAUGCACCAAACACAACCUCAUGAUCAUACAUAGCUGCCUUAUUUAGUUGUCUACUCUUGUGUGAACAAGUGUACACAUAAUGUUCCUUUCUCUGACAUGUACAACUUUUUAUUCUUACAGAAAGAAACUAAUUUAUUGUUUAUAUGUAACAUUAUACCAUGUUUUGUAACGGCGCCCUUGGAUGGGUUUCAUGAAUAAAGGUCAAUACUAAAGAACUGGAAUUUUGUUGAUAUUGU
Messenger RNA from Engraulis encrasicolus (European anchovy), 4464 nucleotides. It is a transcript of the gene stk3, whose product is annotated as serine/threonine kinase 3 (STE20 homolog, yeast). Gene Ontology annotation, cellular component: cytoplasm. The transcript has 11 exons. Gene Ontology annotation, molecular function: ATP binding; protein serine/threonine kinase activity. The record is from RefSeq and is a predicted model, not a curated record. Lineage: Eukaryota; Metazoa; Chordata; Actinopteri; Clupeiformes; Engraulidae. The coding region runs from base 160 to 1638 and encodes 492 amino acids. Gene Ontology annotation, biological process: intracellular signal transduction; regulation of MAPK cascade; protein phosphorylation.